AUGCAGAGCGUUCAGAGGCAGUUUGGCCGCUUUAUGAAGCGAUCCGCCGAUGAAAGUCAGGUAGGGAUUCUGUUGAAGGACUACGACCAGACCGACAAGCUCCUGGGAAAGAUCAUUGAGUAUACUGGAGCCUGGCGCGAUGCGUGGUCCUCGAUUCUGUUACACCAAGAGCGAAUGCUCGUCGAGUUCGACAGCAUCUACCCCCCGAUCAUUGGAUCGUCCGAUUCUACUACUGCCACAAAAGCCACCCCGACCCCAGAAGCCACACUGGCGCGAACACAAAAACUGCGAGAGGAAUAUGAAGUGUUGCGCAAAGAGUUGGCGGAGGAGCUCAAUGCCGUGGACCAGCGCAUGAUCAGGCCCGCCUCGGAGGCCAAAGAGCAUUUGACGCCAUUGAAGAAGACAAUCAAGAAACGGGAGGAUCGCAAGCUGGACUACGAGCGCUACCAGAGUCGCGUCGACAGCUAUACCAAGAAGACAAAGCGUUCGGACCGGGACAACGCAGCGCUCGCCAAAGCCGAAGUCGAUCUUGCUAAAGCCACAGAGGACUACCAAGCAGCAGACGAGCAUCUCCGCCAAUGCCUCCCACCGCUCAUCGCCGCCGCAUUCUCCCUGCUCCCCUACCUCCUCGCCACGCAGAUCGAGAUCCAAAACACCAUGCUGGCAAACUAUUACACCGUCGUGCACACCUACUGCGAGCAGCACCACUUCCCCUCCCCCGCACCACCCAUGGACGACAUCAUCGCCCACUGGGAACGAGACAUCCAGCCCAUCCAACAGGAGGUCGAAAGCUUCGGCUGCCUCGCCAACGGCAAAACUGUCCGCAUGUCCUCGGCCCCGGACGCCGCCAACCAGGGCCUCUCCACCCGUCUCACAAACGGCCUCAACUUCCGCCGUCCCUCCAGCGGCCAGACGAGCCAGAGCCACCACGCACAAUCAGCCUCGUCCCCAUCCCCAUCUCCGUGCCGCGACAACCAUCCUCACACUACCCUCAACAAGCUCCCCCCAGCCCCGACCCCAACCUACGAAACAAAACCCCUCCCCGUCUACGAGACAAAGCCCCGCCUCGCCGACCUCUCCCCCUCCACCCUCUCCCCCAACCUGCCCAUCCCAAACACCCACCUCUCCCCCUCUUCCACCCCACACAGCGACACGGCUCAUCUCCCCGUCCGCGGCUCCGAAUACGUCCACACCCCGCUCUCGGCCCUCUCCCCAGCCUCGGCCUCGGCAUCAACCCGCUCAGACUACUUCAGUCUCGCCCCGACCCAACAGCGCCCCGGCCGCUCAUCCAGCCCCAAUGUCUCCCGCUCCACGUCGCCGAAUCCGUCGGCCGCGGCCGCAGCCGCGAAGAAGAAACCGCCCCCGCCCCCGCCGAAACCGCGCGCCGCGUCUUCGAACGGAACAUUCGUCACCGCGCUGUAUGAUUUCGGUGGCCAGAGUGCCGGGGACCUGGCCUUCCGCGAGGGUGAUCGCAUCCGCGUCCUCAAGAAGACGGAGAGUACGGAUGAUUGGUGGGAGGGGGAGUUGCGCGGGGUGAAGGGGAGCUUUCCGGCGAAUUAUGUGCGAUGA
This is a messenger RNA of Aspergillus clavatus NRRL 1, 1569 nucleotides long. Its product is annotated as BAR and SH3 domain-containing protein. The transcript has 4 exons. NCBI's taxonomy places the organism in Eukaryota, Fungi, Ascomycota, Eurotiomycetes, Eurotiales, Aspergillaceae. Gene Ontology annotation, molecular function: protein binding; lipid binding. Gene Ontology annotation, cellular component: Rvs161p-Rvs167p complex; medial cortex; actin cortical patch. The coding region runs from base 1 to 1569 and encodes 522 amino acids. Gene Ontology annotation, biological process: endocytosis; actin cortical patch localization; plasma membrane tubulation. The record is from RefSeq and is a predicted model, not a curated record.